AGGACUGGGGCUCGCAUGUGGGUGCGUCCCGCAGUGCGAGUCCCAGCCCCGUCGGCAGCAGAAGUGUGCACAGGACGGGAGGAGGGGACGGCGCUGUACUUCUGGGCGGCGGAGAUAAGGCCGGGCUCGGUGCUGUGUCUUCCGGGCUCUGGAGAGCUGAGGUCGCCGGUUGUGAUGCUGCGUCUACCGGGACUGCUCCUCCGCCGGGGGCCGGCGCUGGGGCCUGCUUUCCGCAGCCUGUGUGUGGGGACUGCUCGCCUGCAUUGUGUACGAGAGGUCGGGGCUGUGCGGCCUGUCCCCUGUCUCCUGCCCGCGACUACAGUCAUGAGUACCCGGACAUACUCGUCUCAGGGCACUGAUGACCCGGCUGGCAGGUCCAUGGAUGAGGGGCAAAAGCCGAGCAAGACGCAGCAGCUGAAGCGAGUCUUCAAAGAGUAUGGAGGGGUGGCUGUGGCUUUUCAUGUUGGGAUUUCACUGGUAUCACUAGGAAUAUUCUAUGCGCUUGUCUCCAGUGGCCUGGACGUCCCGUCGCUGCUUCUCAAAGUCGGUUUUAGCGAAGCUGUGGUCCAGUCUAAGUUGGCAGCCGGCACCAGCACCUUCGUGUUGGCGUACGCCGUUCAUAAACUGUUCGCACCAGUGCGGAUCAGCAUCACAGUGGUGUCGGUCCCCUUCCUCGUCAGGUACUUCAGGAGGAUCGGCUUCUUCAAGCCUCCGUCAUAAGUUACAGGGGAUCCACAUCCUAUCCGGCAUCUCUCAGGAGUCUGCACAGUAAUGACCUUUUAUUACGGACGAGUAAUGUUUAAUAUAAUCAUCAAGAAACACUGGAACAAUAACACUUCAGUUAUUAACAGGUUAACACUGAAUAUAAAGUGCUGAUCUUAGGAUCUAUCAUUUCUUUCUCCACUUACGGCCAAAGCUACAUGAAAAAUUCUGUACCAAACACUGCAUCUCCCACAAUGCAGAGCAGGAAGAUUGCAGCAUUUAUCAGCCUGCUGGUUCAGUGUCUGCCCAUAGGACGCUAUGCUGCAUUGUGGACGAUGUAGGGCAGUGUUUCCCAACUAGGGUGCCUCCAGCUGUUGCAAAACUACAACUCUCAGCAUGCCCGGACAGCCUUCGGCUGUCCGGGCAUGCUGGGAGUUGUAGUUUUGCAACAGCUGGAGGCACCCUAGUUGGGAAACACUGAUGUAGGGUGUGCACUAAUUAAUAUACAUUUGUCUAAUUGUAGAAAUUACAGCUUUAUGACUGCAGUUCUGUAUGUGACUGAAGUAAAAAAAGAUGUGAUAAGUGUCUAGGAUCCUAACUGGGCUACAAGGGGUUAGUGCUGCUGUACGCUCCCUUCAUUUUGGACACUGAUGCACUCUUAGCAGUGGAAAAUCAAUGGCAGUCUCAUCGAUCAGACCCCCCAGAGUAAACAUUGAUGGGAAUGUUAGUGGUCAGAAUCCCCACAGACAUGUUACUGUUGAGUUAAGUCAAUAUUCAGUUCCGGUUUAUAACAAUACAAGGUGAGGCUAGUCAUGUCAGACUUACUGUGCUCCUUCUAAAAGCCUCUGUGCUAUAUGGUCAGAAAAGCUGGAGGGGUCAGAGGGUGCAUCAUGACUAAUAUGGUAGUAUACUAGGACUACAUAGAAAUUCAGAUGUCUCCAGAAUUCUAUUGUGGGACGUUUGGCUGCACCAGAAGCUUGCCUGUGCCUUCCCUUUAAAGUAAAAUGUUAAUAAAAUUCUAAUUUUGAAUAA
This is a messenger RNA of Hyla sarda, 1734 nucleotides long. It is a transcript of the gene MIMS2, whose product is annotated as family with sequence similarity 210 member B. Bases 16 to 720 code for a protein of 234 amino acids. The record is from RefSeq and is a predicted model, not a curated record. Lineage: Eukaryota; Metazoa; Chordata; Amphibia; Anura; Hylidae. Gene Ontology annotation, cellular component: mitochondrion. The transcript has 4 exons.